Messenger RNA from Dermacentor silvarum, 6562 nucleotides. It is a transcript of the gene Khc, whose product is annotated as kinesin heavy chain. The transcript has 20 exons. NCBI's taxonomy places the organism in Eukaryota, Metazoa, Arthropoda, Arachnida, Ixodida, Ixodidae. The record is from RefSeq and is a predicted model, not a curated record. Gene Ontology annotation, biological process: microtubule-based movement. The coding region runs from base 345 to 3278 and encodes 977 amino acids. Gene Ontology annotation, molecular function: microtubule motor activity; ATP binding; microtubule binding.
CCGUCGUACCCCUCGCGGCUGGCUGAGCAUGGCCGGUCGACGUUUCCAGUGAUUGCCCAGUGCUGUGGUCAUUCCCUUUGUUCUUCCUCCUUUGGAUGCCGUGCUCAAGACAUACCCAUCGGCCGUGCUCAGCCAUUGUGCUUCGCCGCUGCUCGACUGCUCCGGGCUCCCAGGGCGACCGCUGACCGGCCAGAUGUUCAGCUGACGUGCGUAGCCUGUGCGGAUCAUGGAGACUGUCGCGUAGGCCUAAACCUGGUGGGAUCGAUACGCUGCGAGCAUCGUGCGGUCAUGCUCUUUAUCUAGCUCUCAGCUGUGUGUAUCUGUAGGGAAAAAAAUAGUACACCAUGCAGCAAGCCCCCAAUGUGCCGGAGGCACCUCCGGCGGAGUGCAACAUCAAAGUCGUCUGCCGGUUCAGGCCGCUCAACGAUGCCGAAGAGCGUGCCGGCAGCAAGUUCAUCGUCAAGUUUCCUUCGGGCUCGGAGGAUUGUCUCUCGAUAGCGGGCAAGGUGUACGUGUACGACAAGGUGUUCAAGCCGAACGCCACGCAAGAGAAGGUCUACAGCGAGGCAGCCAAGGCCAUCGUCAAAGAUGUGCUCAUGGGGUACAACGGAACAAUAUUCGCCUACGGCCAGACGUCCAGCGGGAAGACGCACACAAUGGAGGGCGUCCUGGGAGAUUCCUACAGCCAAGGCAUCAUACCCCGGAUCAUUAAUGAUAUUUUUAAUCACAUUUAUUCAAUGGAUGAAAAUAUUGAGUUCCAUAUAAAGGUGUCUUACUUUGAAAUUUACCUUGACAAGAUUCGUGAUCUCCUUGAUGUAACGAAGACAAACUUGUCCGUGCAUGAGGACAAGAACAGAGUUCCAUUUGUCAAGGGUGCUACUGAGAGGUUUGUAACCAGUCCUGAAGAGGUGAUGGAAGUAAUUGACGAGGGCAAAGCAAAUCGACACAUUGCCGUAACAAAUAUGAACGAGCACAGUUCCAGAAGCCACAGUGUGUUCCUAAUCAAUGUCAAACAGGAGAACCUGGACGACCAGAAAAAGCUCAGUGGCAAGCUGUACCUAGUAGACCUUGCUGGCAGUGAAAAGGUCAGCAAAACUGGAGCUGAGGGAAUGGUUCUAGACGAGGCAAAGAACAUCAACAAAUCUUUGUCUGCACUGGGCAAUGUGAUUGCAGCACUUGCCGAUGGAAACAAAUCGCACAUCCCUUACCGAGACAGCAAGCUAACGAGAAUCCUGCAGGAAAGUCUUGGAGGCAACUCUCGGACAACGAUUAUCAUUUGCUGCUCGCCAGCAUCUUUUAAUGAGUGUGAAACCAAGUCUACACUAGAGUUUGGCAAGAGGGCCAAGACGAUCAAGAACACUGUGAUUGUCAACGAGGAGUUGACCGCUGAGGAGUGGAAACGGCGAUAUGACAAGGAGCGUGAAAAAGUUACCAAGCUCAAGGGCCAGCUGAGCCGAGCAGAGUUUGAGCUCAGUCGCUGGCGCAAUGGGGAAAAUGUACCAACGGACGAGCAGCUGAAGGACCUGGAGACCAGCACCAUGAGCUUGUCUGAGACAGCAUCGGCAACCAACCUCUCGGCCAGCACACUAUCAGUGGGAGGCACUACACCCACCACAGCUGCGGCCGCAGCAGCCAGCAAGGCAGACCCCCUGGUUGGGGAGGAGCGCACGCGCCUGUACGCCCAGUUGGACGAGAAGGAUGACGAGAUCGACCGCCAGAGCCAGCUCAUUGAAAAGCUCAAGGAGCAGAUAAUGGAGCAGGAGGAGCUGAUCACGACCACGCGGCGGGACUACAGCGGCCUUCAACAAGAGAUGCUGCGCAUCCAGCAAGAGAACGAGUCGGCCAAGGAGGAGGUGAAGGAGGUGCUUCAGGCCUUGGAGGAGCUGGCCGUCAACUACGACCAGAAGUCGCAGGAGGUAGACUCCAAGAACCGCGAGUGCGAGUCCCUUGGCGAAGAGCUCAACCAGAAGCUGUGCCAGCUCAACUCGGCCCAGAACGAGCUGCAGCAGAUGAAGGACCACUCGGUGCAUCAGAAGAAGCGCACCAACGAAAUGUUGACCUCACUGCUCAAGGACCUUGCCGAAAUUGGCAUCGUCCUGGGUGGGCCCGCUGGAGAAGCCAAGCCAGCCACGGAUGUUAACGGCAAGAUCGAAGAAGAGUUCACUGUGGCUCGGUUAUACAUUAGCAAGAUGAAGUCGGAGGUGAAGGCAUUGGCUCAGCGCUGCCACCAGCUGGAGUCAUUCCAGUCAGACUGCAACAAGAAGAUAGAGUCCAACGAGAAGGAUUUGGCCGAAUGCCGUCUCCUCAUUAGUCAGUAUGAAGCCAAGAUGAAGUCUCUACAGGAGUCGAUGAAGGACAUUGAGAACAAGAAGCGUGCCUUGGAGGAGUCGCUUGACGAGCUCAACGAGGAGUGCGCCAAACUCAAGGCAGCUGAGGAGAUGCACAUCAUGACCUCUCGGGAGAAAGAGAAGGAGAAGGACUCUGCCGAGAAGAUGAAGGAGGCGCUCGAGCAGCAGAUCGAGAAGCACCGCGACGCCCACCAAAAGCAGCUGAGCUCACUGCGUGACGAGAUUGCCGACAAGAUCGGCCACAUCGAUGCGCUGAAGGACGCCAACCAGAAAUUAUCGCUGGCGCAGGAGCGGCUGCAGCAGGAAUAUGACCGGCUCAAGCAGGAGGAGCAGGAGAAGAGCCACAAGUUACAGGAGCUGCAGUUCCUCAACGCACGUCGCGAGCAGGCGCGCCAGGACCUCAAGGGUCUCGAGGAGACAGUCUCCAAAGAGCUGCAGACGCUGCACAACUUGCGGAAGCUCUUCGUGCAGGACCUGCAGAGCCGGGUCAAGAAGGCCAACCAGGGUGAGGACGCUGACGACUCCGGCGGUGGCGGUUCCCUGGCCCAGAAGCAGAAGAUUGCCUUCCUCGAGAACAACUUGGACCAGCUCACCAAGGUCCACAAACAGUUGGUGCGUGACAACGCCGACUUGCGCUGUGAACUGCCUAAGCUGGAGAAGCGCUUGCGAGCAACCAUGGAGCGAGUCAAGGCUCUGGAGAGUGCUCUGAAAGAAGCGAAGGAAAGUGCCAUGCGCGACAGAAAGCGCUACCAGUAUGAGGUGGAUCGCAUCAAGGAGGCUGUCAGGCAGAAGAAUCUGGCCAGGAGGACGCACAUGGCGCAAAUAGCCAAGCCAAUUCGAGCCGGCCAGCCCCAUGUCCCUGUGGGUGCUGCAAUCCGAGGUGGCGGCAUGGUCUACCAGCCGCCAAAUGCAGCCGCGGAAAAGGCUUAGAUCAUGGAUACACGAAAACACACAGCCGCAAAGUGCACGCAACUGCAGCUGCCAGCACUCACGAGAGGCCGAGGAGAGAAGGAAGGCAAGAGGAGGAAGGAAGCAGUGAAGACCAACACUGGGCCUUGCUUGUUUGGUGUCUCGUGCUGCGGGGCACCACAUUCCUUCAGGGUUUACCCACACUUCCUCCCUCCAUUGUUCUCUCUUACGUUUUCUUUCUUUUCUGUUUUUGCGCCCCACCUUGCCCUUGGGUUUCGAUCCUUCCGGACCUCUGUUGUGGGUACAGUGUCUUUCCAAGCAGCAGCAGCAGCAGACAGCAGUUUGUAGUGCAGCCAAUGGCAUGCAGCUUCUUUCCAAAGAUGGCAGCAAUGAAAAUGAGAAGCCCUUUAGAGAAUCCAGCUGCUUUCUGAUCUGCACUUCCCUUUCUCUCUCUUUGUCAGACGCUCGCUCCCGUCUCCCUGUGAAACUGGUGAUAACUCAUGACCAUGCACCAAAAACGUUGCUCAGUGCAUAUGCCUAGUUUUGCCUUGAUGGCUGCUUCCAGGAGUUCUUUUUUUUUUAUGUGGUAGGGAUUGUUGUCAUAUGGUUUAAGCAUUGUGUUGAAGGUUCUUCAUGCACUUAGCUUCUGAAAGAUCUUUUUCGGUUGUUAAUUCCUGUCAUAGUUCACCUUCUUCUUAUAUAACGCAUGUUCAGAAAAUAGCAAAUAAAAAAAAGCAAACAAAAAAAAAAGAGAAAAGGUUGGGUGGGUGUGAAGACAGUGGUUUGUCUUUUAUGAAAAAAGGUACUUGCAUGACAUGGCCAAGUUCAUUGCGCAUCACUGUGCCCUGUUUUUUCUUCUCUCAUUGUCUUUUACUUGACUGUUCUUUUAUAUGGUGAUCAUUUGUGAAUGAAGUGACUGUGGCAGCAGUGAUCACAUACCUUUCAGCCUGUUGAAUAGUUGUAAUGUUCUUGUGUAUGGGGAAGAGGUCUUGGAUCUUUGGUUGGAAGUUACUCAUCUCUUGUACAGGGCGUGCUUCACAACCUGUUGCAUGCCAGUAGUCGCAGGCUACAUAGGCAGGUGCUAAACGAAAUUGACACAGGUGCGUUUCACUGAUAGGAUUGAACGUGUAUUGUCUGAAGAAGCAGCACUGUUUUGCAUUAUUUCCUUUAUGUACUUUGUUUACUGUUUGUCAUUUUCUCUCUUGCACAGAGAUGUGCUAUUGAACUGAAGAGUAGGUCUAGAAAAUGGUGACCACUGGGUUUGUCAUGCAUGAUGGGCGCCUGGGUUUGCUGGUAUUGAAAAGACAUCAAAGUGACUACGAAACCGUACCCAUGUGGCAUCUGGUCUGCUGCAAAACCUUUCGUCAUGCUUAAUUUUUAUCCUGUCAUAGCCGUGCUCUUGCACUCAUCUCGCUCUUAAUUAAGCCGUCCUGUACCGAGAGUGAAGACAUAGGUCCCGUUUUUUUUUUUUUUUUCUUUUGACUUUUCUAAGCUCACCCUUUUAGUGCCAGAGUUCUUUCCUCCCUCCGGCAUUUUUCUCCUGGGUUUUGAUUUUUUGUCGAGGGAGCGCCCACUGUUGCGGUACAGAGAAAAUCUGCACCCUGCAGAUGCUACCGAACAAGUGUGACGUCAACCUCGUUGAAGAGAUCAAACCUGCUCCUACGUGAAGCAGUCUCUCUCUCAUUUUCCGCCUACCCCCUCUCUCCAAUGCAGCCCCUGUUCCCGAAGCUUGUUCCUUUUCCCAACUGCUUGUACAUACAUUGCCAAAGGAAUGCUCACGCCAGAUGUCACAUAAGCUGUCUUUGUCUGUUGCUGGGUUCAUGGCCACUCUGUGUACCGAGGCCUUCCAAUGUAUUUGUCAAGCAUCCCAAUUACAUUAGCCAAUUUCCAACGAGACAUCUGUGGGAAGGUGCGAGUUCCCACCUUAAAAGUGUUUGCAAACCUCUCUCCAAGCAUCUGUCCAUGCUCCUGUGUUUAUUAGCGUAUUGUUUGUGUUGUUCCGGAGUGGUUGUUGGGCCCCCUCCCAAACCGACCAUCCCACAGUCCUUCCCCCAAAAUGGAACGAUGGCAAGAAGGGAAAUGGGAGAGUCUUGCGUAUAUAUUUUUGAAGCAGUGCUGCAGGUGACGUCCUUGAGGUUUGUUGUGCCUUUUUCACGACCAACACAAGCAGCGCACAACAGAGACACGUGCACUCGACACAUGUGGACAUACACAACAGCCACACACAGACAGUCAAACACAAAACUCCGACAUGAAAACAAAUCUGGGGUAUGAAUGCUGUUGUGAGGGAGAGAGCAUUGGUGUGAUAAGCGUUUUUGAAAGUCCCCUAGUGCUUUUUUUUUUUUUUUUUUCGCCACAGUAACUUUCUUUCCUUUGUAUGCAUCUUAUGUCGUCAUCUGGACCAAAAAAAAAAUGGUAGUCUUUUUUUUUUUUACCCAAUUAUUUACUCAAUGACAAUAAAGUAUGCUUUUCAGCCCUCUGUUUUGAUCAUUGUAAGGUUGGUAAGUGGUGUCAUUCGCUUUUUUUAUAUAUAUAUAUAUAUAUAUAUAUCGCCUGCUUUAUGGCUGCUGUGAGCUUGGCAAGGCAGGAGGGGGGUACAGUUGACUUUGAAACAGCUGCCAAUAGCAGCUUGCAAUAGUGAUGACCUCUACUGACAUCUUUCCCUUCCUAUUUUGUAGCAUGUAACAAUUAUUUAUAUAUAAAGUGUGUUUUGAGGCUAUUGUUACAGAGUUAAAUAGCUGUACUAUUUUUAUUGUUUCAAUGGAAUGCACUUACGGCUUUAAAAAAAUAGUGUAUUUGCAAUCGAAGCAGGCCUGGGUUCUCUGCUGCAAGGGGAACUGUGUAGGCUUGAAAAUGUUUUUUUUUUUUUUUUUUUCAUUUCUCAGAUGUACAUCCUCUGGGCUGAUUGUUGCUUUUCUUUUUUCUUCUCAACUUGUGUGAUUUUACGUUUACUUUUUGCCCCCAGAAAUAAGCACUCUAUGCGGUGCAUGUAAUAGGUGGUUUGUUGCCCCCUCUGGAAACCACAGUGUAGGCUCAUUGUCAGCAUCUUGUGCAGCAUCAUGGUGGGCUAGUGCAAUUAGUGCAUGCAAAACACACAUACACACACACACUGGGGCUUUUGUGGGGCGGUUUGCUUGUAAUGUUUCUUGCAGGCGGGGUUGCAUCCGCACCUAAACCACCUUUUAUCUCCUUUUUAUUGUGUUUUUGCAAUGUGUCCAUGGGAAGUCAAGCAUUAAAGUAAUUUAUGAAAAAAACAUGUACUGUACUGUAUGUGGCUUAAUAAAAGUUUUGUUUUCUGGUGGUAA